Molecule: messenger RNA, 513 nt
Organism: Microdochium trichocladiopsis
Lineage: Eukaryota; Fungi; Ascomycota; Sordariomycetes; Xylariales; Microdochiaceae
Exons: 3
Coding region: 1-513 (170 amino acids)
Source: RefSeq, a predicted model, not a curated record
AUGGCUUCUUGCCCUACUUGGAUCGCUUCCUCGAGAUCUGCCAUCUUUGUAGUCCGUGAGUAUCUGUGGCCUAGAGAACUGGUUGUCCUGGAUCACUGGGACUGCUAUCUCGAUGCCUAUUGGCUGCCGCGCGUACGCUGGUCCCAGACGUUUGUUCAUGUUCGUGCACCUGCCAGAAAGUCGGAAUUGUCUGCUCGUCGUCCGGAAUCGAGGCUACAGAUUCUGAUCGCCGCCUACGACGACGUCAUGUCGGCUGUCUGUCGCGGGUACGAAAACAAAAAGCAGGAGAAGGCCAAAGCCAGGACACCAUUGCCGACCGGCCGCAACAAGAAGAUCGACAAUACCGCCGAGUGCGACGAAUGGGAGCGCUACUUCGGCAUCGCCACCCACGCGGCCCAGGUCAAGUCUAACUGUCUCGUCGCCCUGAAGGCCGUGGCCCUUCGCUGGGGUCGCGAAGUCGUGCUGCACUAUGACUGGGCAUCCAAUGGCCCGAAUUUCUGCAAUCUGCCUUAG